AUGAAUACCUUUAUUAUUAUCAAACGAAUAGCCUAUGAUUACAGUUAUGGUUCCGAGACUUUUCACACCUGUGUCUGGAAGGGGUCGGGAAAGGGAUAUCAAGUGUUGACAGAAACUGAUUAUGAAUUUGACACCGAUUCUGAUUCAUCGCACUAUGAAUUAGUUAAUAGCUCAUCUAGUACCACUGAAGAUCCUACCACCAUUAUUAGCGAUGAUCCCAUUAGUAGCUCAACCACUGAAUUGCACACAAAGUCUGUGGUGUCGACCCCUAUAACCACGGAAUCAGUUGCAGUGACAAUGACCUCAACCCUACCACCACCGUCGACCACUCCAGAGAUAACAAUUUCGGUGCCAUUGUGUAAUAUUGAUGGCAGAUAUGAUGGCCAGUACGGUAUUGAACACUGGCCACCCGUUCCCAUCGGACGCCGUUCACGUGUUAAAUGUCCUCACGAGGAUUCGGGUCACGCCUACUGGAAAUGUAUGCAAAACGGACUGUUCUCGUCUCACGGCCCCAAUUGGACUCAUUGUGACUACUGGUUGGAGGAAUUGGACAAAACAGACAUCGAUAGCGUGGACACUGCUAUUGAUGUGAUCGAAACCAUCACCAAAAAGACUUAUAAUAACAACACUAUCGUUGAAAGCGAAAAGUUGUCCAAAGUUUUAGAUAUCGUAUCGAAAGUGCAGUCGUUUGUGGAGAACGCAAACGACAGCAGUUUAGUGGUCGUCAAGAACUACACCCACGGAGUGAUCAACACUUUUAGUCAUAUUCUGGACCAGAAGUACGCGUGGAUUAACUCAACCUCUAAGGAGAAGACUAAUCUCGCCUCAAAGAUAUUGCUCACCACU
Messenger RNA from Oppiella nova, 846 nucleotides. Lineage: Eukaryota; Metazoa; Arthropoda; Arachnida; Sarcoptiformes; Oppiidae. The record is from the annotation of a GenBank genome assembly.